GAGGAGAGUACAAACUUAGCUGAUGUCCUGGAAAGGAGUAGAAACUUAGCAAUGAUCCGAGGUAGAAAUGAGAUGUUACCACUUUACAUGGCCGCUUUGUUUGGCCAUAAAGAGAUGGUACAGUUCCUUUAUGAAGCCACUGAUGACAAGUCAUUAUAUGACAACGACCGCAUUGAAUUGCUUAUCACUCUAAUAAGCAACGGUUUGUAUGGUAUGUAAAAGAUGUUGCACUGGAUUUGCUAGAGAAACACCCAGAGUUAGCCGUCGCUUGUGAUGGAAAUGAGGAGACAGCAUUGCUUGCCUUGGCUCGAAUGCCUAUUGCCUCUCAAAUUCAGCAAGGAUUUUGGAGACAAUGUGUCAAUUUGUUUUCAGGUAGCAACACCAAGUUGCCUCCUAAAGCACUUGAACUAAUCCAACGCCUUUGGGAACAAGUCAUAUUGUCAGAUGAGACUGCAAUUUCAAAUAUUAUUAAAACUGCCCAACAACUGAUAUUUGUUGCUGCAGAACUAGGAAACAUUGAGUUUCUAAUUAUACUUAUACGUGAAUAUCCUGAUUUGAUACUGGAAGUUGAUAAAAAUAAUUAUAGCAUAUUUCAUUUUGCUGUUAUGAAUCGUCAUAGGGGCAUCUUCAAACUCAUACAUGAGAUUGGUACUUUUAAGGAUUUGAUAGUUGCUUCCAAGGAUAAAAAAGACAAUAAUAUCUUGCAUUUGGCUGGAAUGUUGGCACCACCAGAUCGGGUCAAUGUUGUAUCAGGAGCUGCUCUGCAACUGCAGCGAGAGUUGCUGUGGUUUAAGGAGGUCAGUAAAAUUAUGCAUCCAUUGGAUGCCCAGGAUAAAAACAGUGAAGGGAAAACUCCUAGAGCUUUAUUUACUAAGGAGCAUGGAGAAUUAAAGGAAAAGGGAGAGAAAUGGAUGAAGGACACUGCAAACUAUUGCAUGAUUGUGGCAACUCUUAUUGCCACUGUGGUUUUUGCAGCAGCUUUCACUGUCCCAGGUGGCACCAAAGACGAGACAGGGACUCCUCAUUUUAUUCAAAAAACUUCCUUCAAAAUUUUUGUUAUAUCAGAUGCAGUUUCACUAGUAUCUUCCGCAUGCUCCAUCUUAACCUUUUUAUCCAUUCUAACUUCCCGGUAUGCAGAAGAAGAUUUCCUCUCACAGUUACCAAAAAAGCUGGUUGCUGGAUUUGCAACACUUUUAUUAUCAAUAGCAGCAAUGAUGGUAGUGUUUUGUGCAACUAUUUUUAUUGUUUUCAAAGAUGGAGUGCUGUGGGUUCCUAUUCUUGUUAUCGUAAUCGCUUCUAUACCGGUACUUUUGUUCACUAAGCAACAAUGGUGUCUCCUGUUUGAUGUGGUGCGUUCUACAUAUGUAAGUAGCUCUCUUUUCCAGCCACACAAACGUACCCUUUUCUGCCAAUGGAAAGCAAUGGAGUCGAAGAAGAGGAAGUAACUCAGUGUACUGAACAAGUAAUGGUACUACACAAAUUUUGAAUCUAUUUGUCCAUAAUCUGAUGCUGCAACUCUCAGGUCCUGUAAGCCAUUGAAGUAAUAGUUUGAUUAAAUUGAAAUCCUUGACUACGGGACUCACUCCAUAUAUUCUACCAUCCCUUCAUUAUUUAUUGGAAAUGCAAGUACAGGAGGGGAAGUAAAUCAGAAGUUAAUCAUGCCCUGAGUACAGGAGUGUAGGUUAGUUUUACUCACAAUUCAUUACAUUUAAGCCUAAUUUUAAUG
Messenger RNA from Pistacia vera, 1726 nucleotides. Its product is annotated as ankyrin repeat-containing protein ITN1-like. NCBI's taxonomy places the organism in Eukaryota, Viridiplantae, Streptophyta, Magnoliopsida, Sapindales, Anacardiaceae. The record is from RefSeq and is a predicted model, not a curated record. Bases 312 to 1445 code for a protein of 377 amino acids. The transcript is spliced from 4 exons. Gene Ontology annotation, molecular function: protein binding.